Molecule: messenger RNA, 184 nt
Organism: Dichomitus squalens LYAD-421 SS1
Lineage: Eukaryota; Fungi; Basidiomycota; Agaricomycetes; Polyporales; Polyporaceae
Exons: 2
Source: RefSeq, a predicted model, not a curated record
AUUCGCACUAUACUCGACUACGAUUUUACGUCUAACCUAUCACCUACUGGCAGCGAGGUCGAACAAAUUCUCCGUGCAGAAGAUCGGAUACCGAAGAACGUGACGCUCACGAUCGCCAAAUGCGUCGAGGUUGACCGAGCCGUGAAUCGGAAACAGAGUACAAAGGCCUUCCUUGACCACGUAU